This is a messenger RNA of Pocillopora meandrina, 912 nucleotides long. The record is from the annotation of a GenBank genome assembly. Lineage: Eukaryota; Metazoa; Cnidaria; Anthozoa; Scleractinia; Pocilloporidae.
AUGCUUCAAGAAAAUGGAAACCAUAAAGAUAACAUCUACUCAGUUCUGUGGGAUUUUGGUGGACAAUCAUUGUACUACGAAACCCAUCCAAUUUUCCUUACGGAAAAAGCUAUCUAUAUUUUGGCGUCUGACUUGAGUCGUGAUCCAGACGAGAAAGCCAUCCCGCCUGUCAAAACAGGACUUUCCGAGAACAAAGUGGACUUUGACUACAUUAAGACAAACCUUGAUUAUCUGGACUUUUGGAUGUCAUCAAUUUCUUCCUUGGUAAGUCCAUGUGUGCUAAGCUCCCAAGAGACCGCUCCGAAUGUUGUACCAAGGAGGCUUCCCCCAGUAUUUCUGGUAUGCACCCAUGCUGACAUGCCGUUUGGUGGAUCUAACGCAAGGGAACUUGCUUUAAAAACGUAUGGCUUUUUGCAGCGUAAGACCUACAAGGAACAUCUGUAUAAAGAUGUUUUCGUUGUGGAUAAUACAAAGUCGGGGAGUGAAGAGGAAUGUACUGAAGUUAAGCGACUGAGAGAAGAGGUAGUUGCUGUUGCGAAGGAACUGAAGCUGACGAAAGAAGAAAUUCCGGUAAAGUGGUUGAGGUAUGAAAAGAAGCUUCGCGAAAAGCGUGAUAAGUGUAUAAAAUUUGAAGAAGCCAAGCGUAUUGCAUCUGAAGACUGCGGAAUCCAAGAAGAUGACGAGUUUUCCACUUUGUUGAACUUUUUGCAUGAUCAGAGAAUUGUGAUUCAUUUCAGUGGCUCUCCAGAGUUGGAAAGGAUGGUGAUAUUAGAUCCUCAGUGGCUUGUUGAUGUCCUCAAAAACGUAAUCACUGUAAGGCGUUUUAAACACAAGGAGCAUUCUGUCAAAGAUCUGUGGCUACAACUUGAAGAAACCGGAAUCUUGGAUGAAAAGCUCAUUGACCAUGCUUGA